AUGGGCCUGACUCUUAGAAGCAAGAAACUCACUUGUUUCAAAAAAAUGGGAGGACACAAAUCUCAGAGAAAGUCGUCCUUCUCUUUCUUAAGCAUCUUUAAACUUAAAAAGAGCGAACGAGGAGUAGGGGAUGAUACUUGGGAUGACUCUAUGAAGGCAUACAAAGUGUAUCCAAGUGAUGAAGACAGAGCUGGAUAUUGGGCUGAUCCUCGUAUUGACAGCAAAGCUACUCUUUUCAUUAACACAGUUACAACCCACUGGAAUCACGUUGAGGGAUCAGCUUGA
Messenger RNA from Lactuca virosa, 285 nucleotides. Lineage: Eukaryota; Viridiplantae; Streptophyta; Magnoliopsida; Asterales; Asteraceae. The record is from the annotation of a GenBank genome assembly.